AUGCAUCUGUGCCCGCGUCUACUUAUGCUUCUCCUUUUCACCAUCAUUUUCUUCUCACAGAAGUGCCGGUGCUACACAAUGGAGGAGGCGAGAACGGAACCGGAAAAAUUUAGGGACUUCGUCGAUGUAGCCGGAUUUAACCGCUGGUACCACGCGGGGAUAGCUCUGAUUACGCUGUACUUUCUCCUGAGCAGCAUUGUCGGUUCCGUCAAUCUUGUGUCGCACGUCCUCGGAAGGAAGCCUCGGAGACAAAUUUAA
Molecule: messenger RNA, 258 nt
Organism: Mesocestoides corti
Lineage: Eukaryota; Metazoa; Platyhelminthes; Cestoda; Cyclophyllidea; Mesocestoididae
Source: the annotation of a GenBank genome assembly